This is a messenger RNA of Solea senegalensis (Senegalese sole), 989 nucleotides long. It is a transcript of the gene nppcl2, whose product is annotated as C-type natriuretic peptide 2. Gene Ontology annotation, cellular component: extracellular region. The record is from RefSeq and is a predicted model, not a curated record. The transcript is spliced from 3 exons. Gene Ontology annotation, molecular function: hormone receptor binding; hormone activity. NCBI's taxonomy places the organism in Eukaryota, Metazoa, Chordata, Actinopteri, Pleuronectiformes, Soleidae. Bases 200 to 595 code for a protein of 131 amino acids. Gene Ontology annotation, biological process: cGMP biosynthetic process; receptor guanylyl cyclase signaling pathway.
GGCGUCCGGGUCGACCACAGACACGUCCUCCCACAGGACAAAACCUCACCAUCAUCUGACACCCGAUAAUCAAUCACUGUGAUUGGAGGGAAAUAUUUUGACUGGAAACUUGUGAACAGGUCACAUGACCGAUCAGCGACGAACAGCAGGAUCCUGUUCAUGUGGAUUAUUGUUGGAUUAUUUCAGAAAAUCCUGAAAGAUGGCGCCUUCUUUGUCCUUAUCUGUCCUUCCUCUCCUCCUCCUCUACCUCAUCGCUGCCGUGGAGUCGAGACCGCCACCUCAACGGGACGACAAACAGGUGUUGCACACUCUGUUUGGCUCUCGGCUCUCUUCUCUUAUCUUGGCAACGGCCACCUCUGAUGAUGUCACUGAGGGCUCGGCGGGACCCGCCACCCCCACCGGAGUAUUGGCUCUGAGUCGCGGUGUUGGGCGGAGAUUGGGUGACAGACGGGAGGCGGUCCCUCGCUUCUUCCUCGACUUCCUGCAGCACCAGGCAAAGACGAAGAGGCGGACCCGGAAGUCGAUGGUGGGGGGAAGAGGAUGCUUCGGGAGGAAGAUGGACCGCAUCGGCUCCAUCAGCGGACUGGGCUGUUAGAGGCCGCGUUCACGUUGGUGUUGCCAUGGCAACCAUGUCCCUCCAAAAACUCUGACCUCAGGUUACCGUGGUAACUUGCAGAAAACGACCACCAACAAAGCUUGACUCCACCUGCGCCGUGUGUGACACCGUGAUGAUGUCACAGCAGGUGACGCUAGACUGACCUUACAUGACCUCUGACCUCUGAACGACCUCAGUCGCCUGUCAGUCAGAGAGGUCAUGUUGGAACUUUACUAAUGAAAGCAAACUCAGGUAGAAAUGUGUCCUACCGACGACCUCUGACCCCUGGCUACAACAAAGCUAGCAGUGUGUGUGUGUGUGUGUGUGCAUGUGCGUGUGUGUGUGGACCAGUUGCAGUUUGACAACAGGAAUAAAAUUGGAAACGGAAACUCAA